Messenger RNA from Tetrapisispora phaffii CBS 4417, 405 nucleotides. RefSeq names its product ribonuclease P (gene POP8). Gene Ontology annotation, cellular component: ribonuclease MRP complex; nucleolar ribonuclease P complex. NCBI's taxonomy places the organism in Eukaryota, Fungi, Ascomycota, Saccharomycetes, Saccharomycetales, Saccharomycetaceae. The record is from RefSeq and is a predicted model, not a curated record. The transcript is spliced from 2 exons. Gene Ontology annotation, molecular function: ribonuclease MRP activity. Gene Ontology annotation, biological process: tRNA processing; intronic box C/D snoRNA processing; nuclear-transcribed mRNA catabolic process, RNase MRP-dependent. The coding region runs from base 1 to 405 and encodes 134 amino acids.
AUGAGUAUAAAAAAAGUUUCACCAGAUUGGUACUAUUUCAAAUUGAAACUAACAUCGCAAGAUCCAAAAUUUGAUGUGGAUGUGAGAUUUGAUGAAUUGACUUGGAGAAGAUGGUUGAAUGCUGCAUUAGUGAAGUCAUAUGGUAUUUUUGGGGAAUCAAUAGAGUAUACAUUUUUAAAUAGAGAAAAUCAAGUUGGAUACGUAAGAGUAGGGAAAAAAGAAAAAGACAUGUUUAUAACUGCAUUAUUCACAUACAUAUCUACAGAUGAACUGUUUGAGGUUCCUUUAGUCAUGAAUAUAUUACAAGAGACAGAUAGUAUAAGGUCAUUAGAUAUCCAAGAAGACGAUAAACUUUGGUUACGAAGGUGUAUUGAAGAAGAGGAAAAUGAUCAAGAAUGUGAAUAA